Loa loa (African eye worm) is the source of this 591-nucleotide messenger RNA. RefSeq lists its product as hypothetical. The coding region runs from base 1 to 591 and encodes 196 amino acids. The record is from RefSeq and is a predicted model, not a curated record. The transcript is spliced from 3 exons. NCBI's taxonomy places the organism in Eukaryota, Metazoa, Nematoda, Chromadorea, Rhabditida, Onchocercidae.
AUGGAAACCACCAAGUCGCUUAAAAAAUUCGGAAUUGGAGAACGAAGCGAAAAUUUAACUCAUUCACCAGGAAAUAAUGCAGUUACCGAGCUUUUAAUACAACAAGAGCAUGAAGCAUUAUACCACGCCCGAAAACCGCACAUACACACCCGGGAACGAAAUAUUACCCAUCAUGUCAAAUCUACCGGAUACGCGAGUCAAGCGAUCAACAGCUUCCGCAAAUGUCGGUUAGGACUAUCUUGGUCCUCUUUCACUCAAAGCCGAGGUUUCAAAAAAUGGGAGGAAAAGGAAUUAAUAACGCUGAUUAAAAAUAAGGUAAUAUGUUCGGUCGAUUUCAUAUACCCCAAGGCUUUCCUAAUUAAACCGACAACUAAUGGCAAUCAAGAUGAAUACAUGCCAGGAACACUGAACGCGAGGAAACGACUAAUUAAAUAUUGGAUGACUACACUCAAGGUACUCAACACAUUUUGGGAAUUAUGGAAAACAAAGUACUUGACAAGCCUCAAGCUACGGAAAGUGAAAGAGAUUGAGAGUGAAAGAGCCACAGCGAACGUGAAACUCCUAAAGAUCUGUGGAAAUUGGCAAAAAUGA